Osmia bicornis bicornis is the source of this 1508-nucleotide messenger RNA. Its product is annotated as EEF1A lysine methyltransferase 2. Gene Ontology annotation, cellular component: cytoplasm. Lineage: Eukaryota; Metazoa; Arthropoda; Insecta; Hymenoptera; Megachilidae. Gene Ontology annotation, biological process: peptidyl-lysine monomethylation; peptidyl-lysine dimethylation. The record is from RefSeq and is a predicted model, not a curated record. Gene Ontology annotation, molecular function: protein-lysine N-methyltransferase activity. The transcript is spliced from 5 exons. The coding region runs from base 103 to 786 and encodes 227 amino acids.
UAAUGUGAUUACACGUUUUGCAUUUAUAGAAAUUUUCUAAACAUAUUGCAGUGUUUACUACUAACUACUAAUUACAUACAAAUACAUCCUUUUAAUUAGAUUAUGGCAGAUCAAGGCAUUGAAGAACUUGGCCCAUCAGAUUUAGGUACUCUUGAUUAUUGGGAAAGGAUAUAUUCCGAAGAACUUGAUAAUUUUAAGGAUCACGGGGAUACCGGCGAGAUAUGGUUCGGCAGGAAUAAUUCACUAAAAGUUGUACGUUGGAUUGGUACACAACUGACACUUUGCAAGGAUGAUAAAAUAAUUGAUAUAGGAUGUGGAAAUGGAAUGACAUUAGUUGAACUUGCAAAAGUGGGUUUUAAAAAUUUAAUGGGUGCAGAUUAUUCACAAAAGGCAAUCAAUUUAGCUAAAGAAAUAAUGAAAGAAAACAAUCUGUUGAUUGACUUAAGGGUUUGUGAUAUAUUGAAUUUAACAAAUUCUGAAUUACCAAUAGAUUUUAAAUUAGUACACGAUAAAGGAACUUAUGAUGCGAUCAGUUUACAUCCAGAGGAUCGUGCAACAAAACGACAAAAAUAUAUAGAAAAUGUGUAUAAAAUUCUGCAACCUGCUGGUUAUCUAGUUUUAACUUCGUGUAAUUGGACUAAAGAGGAAAUAGGAAAGCAUUUUGAAAAUUAUUUUGACAUUCUAAACGUACUCCCUACUGAUACAUUUCUCUUUGGCGGACAACGUGGAAACACCAUAACACAAUUAGUUCUUCAAAAAAAAAAAUACAAUAAAUUAGAGAACUGAUCGAUGCAAUACACGAAAUUUUCUAUUUAAUCCCCUUUCAUAAUCCUUAUGCGUAAUAAAAUAUUUAUUUAUGUGUAACGCAAAUAUUUUACCAAUAUGUUCAUUAUAUCAGCGAAGAUGAAUAAUAUAGUGUACUAUUAUACUAUCAUUAUUAAGUAAAUGAAAUGAAUGCUGCUGCUAGAUUUGAUUUAAUAAAUCGGUAUUAGUAUGAAUUACUGAUACUCAAUAAUUAAUUAAUAAAUAUAUACUUUUAAACAGUCACGUUGAUAUUUAAGGCAUCAUUGGCAUAUAAGAACUUUGCAUUUGUUUGUUAUGUAUAUUUGAAUUGUUGGACUAAAAUGUGCAAUAUAAUUUAUAAUGAAGAACGAGGUGUGAAACAAUUUGUUUAUGCGUUCAUGUAACUAAUGAAAAGAUUUUCUAACGUAUCAAUAUCAAUAAUAUUAGCAAAUUUUUAUAUCAUUUCUAUUGUUCUUUCAUAAGAAUUGAAAACAGAUUUUUAAAAAGCCAAAAUUUGAUAAAUUUUGAAAAAUUAUAUUCUUACAUAAAUUGGAAAUUAUUAAUACAAGGUAUAUUUCAGAAAUCUAAAAUCUAUAGUACCGUAACACUUCUAAUGUAAUUUUAAUAAUAAACUAAAUACAAAUUCGCAUACGCUAGUAUAUACGUAAUUGGAUGAAUCAAUGUUUUGCAAAUCUGUAUAAAAUAAAAAUUAAGUUUACAUGUGA